This is a messenger RNA of Priapulus caudatus, 3361 nucleotides long. Its product is annotated as iduronate 2-sulfatase-like. The record is from RefSeq and is a predicted model, not a curated record. The coding region runs from base 435 to 2243 and encodes 602 amino acids. Gene Ontology annotation, molecular function: iduronate-2-sulfatase activity. The transcript has 8 exons. NCBI's taxonomy places the organism in Eukaryota, Metazoa, Priapulida, Priapulimorpha, Priapulimorphida, Priapulidae.
CCGUGAUUUGUUGUUGUAAUCAAGUAGCUAAAUAUAACUAACGUUUGUGGCCAUGUAAUGUAUAUAACGUUGUGCCAUGUAAUGUAUAUAUAACUUGGCGUGAGUUGACGGAAACUGGGAACAAAAUAUACAUUGUUCUCGGGUCAGCGACAGGCUAUGUAUCUUGUAUCUUUGGGUCCCUCUGUUGUAUUUCACAAGGCAUUGAUUCUCUCUUUGGAAUGAAUGUAUGAAUGCAACUGUAUGAAUGCAACUGCAAGAGCUUUUGCCGCCCACCAACGCUUGGACGUCACAACAACGCUUGAAUGAAACAGAUGACUAUAUAUGUGUAUCAAAUGUGUAUACAGAUGUGUAUCAACUGCAGUUGUUAUGACAAAUUCAAUUCUGCACUGCUCAUAGGAUACCGCCGACAAUCAAAACCAAGAUAGAAUUCCAAUAUGGAUUUUAUAAGAUGGAUUCCAAUAUUUCACAUCCUACUCGCAGCAAAUCUGUUCUUAUGUAUUUCUCAAAACUUGAAAACGGAGGCAGUUCGACACCAAGAUUCCAGGCACAAUGUCCUGUUUAUAGUAGUAGACGACCUUCGCCCGGCACUGGGCUGCUAUGAAGUAUCGAAAUAUAUCACUCCCAACAUUGACCAGCUUUGUUCGAUGGGAAUUAAGUUCAGCAAUGCAUACGCACAGCAAGCGCUAUGUGGUCCUAGCCGAGUGUCAUUCCUGACCAGUCGGCGGCCUGACACCACAAGACUGUACGAUGUCCACAGCUACUGGAGACAUGCUGCUGGUAACUUCACCACUCUGCCUCAGCACUUCAAAGAGCAUGGUUACCAUACAGCUUCAGUUGGAAAAGUGUUCCAUCCAGGAAAGUCGUCCAACUUUAACGAUGAUCAACCAUACAGCUGGUCUGAGAAACCUUACCACCCGUCAACACAGGCAUAUAAGAAUUCCAAAGUGUGUGCGGGGCCGGGCGGACGCAAGUACAGCAACAUUGUAUGUCCGGUUAAUGUGACACAGCAGCCUGAAGCAACGUUGCCAGACAUGCAGAGCACUCGGCAAGCCAUGCAGUUCCUACGGGAUCGUGCCAGGCUGGAGAGCUCCCCCAGUACGGCCCCUACAGCUCCCUUCUUCCUUGCUGUUGGCUACCACAAGCCUCACGUUCCACUGAAAUACCCAGAGCAGUUCUUAGAUCUUUAUCCACUGAGCACAGUUCCGCUGGCUUCAAAUCGACAUUAUCCAGAGCAUAUGCCAUUGGUUGCCUGGAACCCUUGGACUGACCUACGAGAUAGAGACGAUGUUAAGGAGUUGAAUGUCUCAUUUCCAUUUGGACCACUGCCAGAUGACUAUCAGCGAUUGGUACGACAGAGUUACUAUGCAGCAAUAUCUUACAUGGACGACCAAAUAGGACAUCUCCUCUCCAGCUUGGAGACACAAGGGUUUGCUAACAAUACCAUUAUAAUACUGUUUGGAGACCACGGCUGGGCAUUAGGUGAGCAUCAGGAGUGGUCAAAGUACAGCAACUUUGAGGUGGCUACCAACGUUCCGCUAAUCGUGUACGUUCCAAUUAUUGCUUGGUCACGCUUUGCUCGCAAUCGCUUGCAAUCGGUGGAAAAGACGAAACUCCUGCUAGAACGUAGCCUGUUUCCUUACAUCAACCCGCUGUUGCCUCCUCAUCACAGCAUGACGUCAGGUGCCAGAAGAGAAUCUGAAUGCGCCAGUGGAAGUGAUCGAGUAACUGCCAGGUGUGUGCGUAAGGGAGGCAGGCAAAGCAAUGUUUUGGUGGAGCUGGUCGACAUCUUCCCAACACUGUGCGACCUUGCAGGUAUCCCCAGGCCACCUACCUGUCCCACCAAUUCGUCUGCGAUACGACUAUGUACGGAAGGACGUAGUUUCGCAUUGGUGAUCCGUAACAGUGACAGCAGACUGCUUAAAAAUCACACUUGGGUAAAAUCAGCAGUGUUCAGCCAGUACCCACGACCGUCGAAUUUCCCGGUGGCGACCAGCGAUCAGCCCCGCUUACGUGAGAUUGCUGUGAUGGGGUAUAGUAUGCGAUGUACACAUCACCGAUACACGGAGUGGAUCGGAUUUGACAAGAACAUGUUCAGGGGAAUAUGGAGCGAUGUUCGUGCGAGGGAACUGUACUUUCUUGAUAAAGAUCCAGGGGAAAAUCACAACCAGGCAUACAAUAAAUCGCAUGCUACUUUUGUUGCAAAACUAGCGAAACAGUUACGGUACCAAAUGGAGUUGUCCUAGUUUUAAAAUUUCAUAAUUUUGACGAAAAUUGUAUGAUAAGUAUAAUUAUAUUAUCGUGAACAUAUGUAUGUGUUCAUAGUGUAUAUUGUAUAUAGCACACACGCACGUUUACAUUAUUAAGUAAAUGUUUAUACAUUGUGGUAAUUUAUUAUGUAACAUAGUAUCAAGAGCUAAUAAGAGCUCUAUUAUUAGCUAUUGAUAGUAUAUAAAUGUUUAGAAGUCCAUGUGAUGCCAAUUAUAUGUUAUUUUAUAGUUUUUAUGCUUUUCAAUUCUUGAUUCGCGUUCGCGUACUGCCACAUAGCAUGCACAAUGUUCAUAAGCCAAUCCAGAAACCUUGAUGCUUUGUUUUUGUAGGGCAUGUAUUACAUGCAUUAUGCAUUUUACAUAAACUUCCAAAGAAAUAGCAGAACAUGUAUAGCUACUAUGCUUGCCCUGCUAAAACGAAAGCAAUGACAUACAGCAAUUUAAUAAUUUUGUACAAUAUUGGUCAAGUCAAUGUGUUUUCUGUUUAUGUCUGCUGAAUCAAUAUAUAUUGUCAGGAGUAGAUAAUAGGGUAGAGAUAGUAGGUACCUAUUAUCUACUCCUGAUAUUAUAUAUAUAUAGUAGAUAAUAGGAGAAAAAAAAAUCCAUGUAACAAAGUCCAUGUUCUAUCAACUUACUGCUAGCAUGGUGGUACGUAUGCACUGUAUUUAUGGGGGAAACUCGUGGACCUUUCAUGCGCGGGCAGUCCCCUCUUCCCGGCAAGUAUACGUGAUACAGCACAGCACUGCAGCUCGAAUCUAUAUCUGAACUAUUCCUGACAUGGAGAGGUCUUUGAACGACCGUCUAGAGGUUGAUGGGCGCAUCUAUGCAAUGUGGCGUCUGCUUUCUAAAUAUAGGUAUAGUAGUGACCUGCUUUUGAAGCGAUUUAAUGAGCGGGUAGAUACGUUAAAUCAUCCGACAUUUCAUCACCAACACUUGUUUUUAAUUACACGAGGAAUAGGACUGCUUUCCUCUUUUAAAAUGUUGAGGGCACACUUACUGAUCAAAUUAAAAACAGCACGUCAUGCUCAUUUUUAGCUCACCUUGACAUCGUCAAGCUGAGCUAUUGCCAUGGGUCGUCGUCCGUCGUACGUUCG